This is a messenger RNA of Hyla sarda, 1504 nucleotides long. RefSeq names its product norrin cystine knot growth factor NDP (gene NDP). The transcript has 4 exons. Gene Ontology annotation, biological process: Wnt signaling pathway. Lineage: Eukaryota; Metazoa; Chordata; Amphibia; Anura; Hylidae. The coding region runs from base 697 to 1098 and encodes 133 amino acids. The record is from RefSeq and is a predicted model, not a curated record.
UGUGUGUCACCUCUUUUCAUUUAUACAAUAAUAUUUAUGUUAAUGUUAGAGAAGCUUUGUCAUGGAUUGAAGUGCACUGGUUAUGGAUUAGGAAGGAUUUCAUGGGGGUCUAUGAUUGGCUACUGCCUAGGAGGAAAUAUACCCUGUUAGUGUUGGCAGGACCUCAGACAAGUAUAUUUAGUAGUGGACUUAGUUACUGAGGCACAACAAAUGUUCUAAGUGUCAACUAGAGAGCUAAGAUGCUGUAGACAAUGAGAGCAGAUCAACGAACCCCAUUGAUCACAUUCUUUUAUUUUUUUUUGUCUUUCCUAUAGUGGACUAAAACAAGAUUUUUAAAAUCUAUCUGGGCUGCAGUUUUAUUUUUUAUUUAUUUUUAUUUUUUAUUUUAUUUUUUGUACCUAAUACUUGGAUUAAGGAUGGAAGUUCCAAAGGAUCUCUGGGAAUGACUUUGAAAAGCUGAAAGAAAAACAAUUGGAGCAUGAGACCAAGAGCACGGAAAGCUCCUCGCCCCUUACAUAUCUACAGAUACAACAAUGGAUUACCACUUAUUUAUUCAACCAAAACACCAAGACAAAUGGCUAGAAGGAAGAUAAUGAAAGGAGUUGACAUCAGUCUUCAUACAGAACACGGCUUGUAUUUUUGGAUCCUACAUUUUUAAGGUCCUUAUAUUUCUGUGCUCAAAUUUUUUAAAGAACAAUGGGAAACUAUGUCCUAGUCUCAUGGAUUACUGCACUGUCACUGAUGGCAAUAUUAACUAAGGCGGACAUAAAAAAGAGUAACAGUUUUAUCACAGAAACAGACCCAGCUCGAUGUAUGAGGCACCAUUAUGUAGAUUCUAUCAAUCAUCCACAGCACAAGUGCACUGCAAAGAUGGUGUUGCUGGCCCGGUGUGAAGGACGCUGCAGUCAGACAUCCCGUUCGGAUCCUCUUGUUUCCUUCAGCACAGUAUUAAAACAGCCCUUUCGUUCCAUGUGCCAUUGCUGCCGGCCACAAACCUCUAAGCUGAAAGCAAUAAGGCUCCGCUGCUCUGGAGGUAUACGGCUCACUGCCACAUACCGCUAUAUUCUCUCCUGUCACUGCGAAGAAUGCAAUUCUUAGGACACAUUUUACAAAUAACUGGAUUGGGAGUUUUCAAAGCUGACGGACAACAUCAAAUUAUGUGAUUUAUUUUUAUUAAGUGUUAUUUGUGAAUUAAAUAUAAAGUGAUACAAAUAAUAUUGUCAUACAGUGUUCAAUGAAAAUGAACCAUUCUCUUAUUGUAAAAGUUUCUGAGGGUUCAUUACUUUUCUGGUCUAGAUUGUAUAUGUUCCAGUGUAUGGACCAUGAGCUCACAUUAUCAUUAUUUUCUGUACAAAGUAUGUCUCUCUCUAUGUAUUUUUUAAUCAUUUCAAUUCCAGGUUUAAUAUUAGAAAGUAUGGGUGAUUGAUGAAAAUUGAAUGGCAGGUUAGGUUGAAGAAAAUAAGUUGGCAUACAAAAAUGGACUGACAAGAACAAUAAAGUGAUU